AUGGGUAAGCCUCAUCAAUCCCGAAAUAAAGUCCUCCCAGGAGGAGCAAUGUUGUACUCGCGCUCACAAAUGUACCGAAAAAGGGCAUUGUACAAGCGUAAGAAGGUCGGUACAAAGAAGGUUGUUCAAGAAAUUGCCAAGACUAUAGUAAAACCUGUUAAAGGCGAUAAAAAUGGCAAUCAACGAGUGUUACCUGUCCAGCGUGAACCUCGUUACUACCCCACUGAAGAUACCAGAAGGCCGCUAGUUAACAGAAAGAAGCAAAGACCAACUAAACUUCGUUCGUCGAUUACUCCCGGUACCGUAUUAAUCCUUUUAGCUGGCAAUCACCGUGGCAAGCGUGUGGUAUUCUUGAAACAGUUGGCUUCUGGUUUACUUUUGGUUACUGGUCCUUACAAAAUUAAUGGUGUGCCUUUGAGACGUGUCGAUCAAGCUUAUGUAAUUGCUACUAAGACAAAAUUAGACAUUAGUGGUGUGAAAUUGCCUGAGCGCUUGAACGAUGCUUACUUCAAGAAGCCCCAAGUAAAACGUCGUAAGAAUCAAGAAAUGUUUGAAGAGGAAGAAAAGAAAACUGAGGCGAGUCCUGAAAAGAAAGAAGAUCAAGCAGCCGUAGAUAGUCAAGUCAUCGCAGCCGUUGCAAAGGUUGACCAGAUGAAGCCUUAUUUACGUGCUCCUUUUUCGCUACGAAAGAAGCAAUAUCCACAUGCUAUGGCGUUUUAAAAAACCUAUCAAACUGUUUUGUUGAAUCUUUAAUCGAAUAAAAAUGUACAGUAUCG
Trichoplax adhaerens is the source of this 776-nucleotide messenger RNA. RefSeq lists its product as hypothetical. Gene Ontology annotation, cellular component: cytosolic large ribosomal subunit; ribosome. The record is from RefSeq and is a predicted model, not a curated record. Gene Ontology annotation, molecular function: structural constituent of ribosome; RNA binding. The transcript is spliced from 4 exons. Gene Ontology annotation, biological process: ribosomal large subunit assembly; cytoplasmic translation. NCBI's taxonomy places the organism in Eukaryota, Metazoa, Placozoa, Uniplacotomia, Trichoplacea, Trichoplacidae. The coding region runs from base 1 to 720 and encodes 239 amino acids.